AUCUUUUGUAAUUCAGCAGAUUCCCAGCAGUAAUCUCUUCAUGGUCGUCGUGGACAACAAGUGUGACUGCAGCUCUGCCCCCCUGGUUUCCAUGGAUCCCAUCGAGAUUAUGUAUAUCCUUUACUAACCCUCAAUAAGUUCGAGGUGUUUGAGUGUAUUGUUAGUACAAAGCUUUUGAAUGUUUUUUAGUAUACAUGUUUUGUAAGUAGAUGGGUUUUGUAAAUUAACUGUAAGUGAACUCUGAACUUAGACUUUAGUCUUCUGUGAAUGUGAAUAGCUUCUUCAUUGUCAGAGGUAUUAAUCCAUAUCUCAUACAUGUAGCUAUUUAUGAAGCGUGCAUUACGGUUUGGUGAUCUCAUCACGCUAGAAUGAUGUUGCAGAAACGGUCACCACAGUAUCAGUUAAAUGUAUCUGAGGUGUGGUUCAUCAGUAUUUCUAUCCUUAACCCCUCUGCACACAAUGAGUCUCUGAAAUGUGAUAGGCUGAAGUUUCAGAAAGACAGAAAGCGGCCAGAAUCGUGUCAUCCUUUUCACCCCGAGGAGAAUGCCAUGGAGUGUGGAGGAGCAGCAUGCCUCUCUGCCCCCCUUACAGCAGCACUGCUCCCCCUACUGGCCACUCUCAUUAGCAGGUGACCACACCGCCCUCGAGGCCCACCGUCCUGGACCCAACACUGGAGAGAUUGAUAGACUGGCGCACCAUCAAAUGCUGACAACGCACAGGGAGCCUCGCCAACAAGAAGAACUUGCUCAUAACUAACUGAGUUGCGUAUUACCAACAGAGAGACGGACCAAUUGUAAAGCAUCUCCCUGACCAGCAGAGAAAUAACAAAUUAGACGACAUUGUUCAAGAGAAACAGAACAAUAUUCCAAGGGGAAAACGAUAUGGACAUUAGACAGAAAAAAUACACCUGGGAGCAGCAAUGAACGGGUUUCACAGGAUAACAGAAAGGACACAAGAUCAGUUGGAUAACAAAGCCAGCACUCUGUGAUGUAGGAACUAUCUUCCUUUAUGUGCAGUCAGUGAAAGCAUUACCAUGUUGAUUUAAAUCUCAGUUGGUUCACUCCACAUUAGAGUUCCAAAAUACUUCAAUACACUCUCACAGCUGUAAUACGCUGACUGCAAGCGGCAGGACAGGAUUUUACAGAAUAAAAGAUCCACUUUUCCCUACGUUCAAACAACAUAACACAGGCAACGAUAUACAGAUAUACAAAUCACAAUAUUUGACAUAAUUUAUUUGCAUGAGACAAAGUCCACUUGAUCAAUAGUUAUUGCUCUGGUAUCCUAUGGUGGCACUGGUGAUGAUGAGAUCUAUAGUGCCACUACUUGGUCUGGUGCAGCCAUCUAAGGUUGCAGUGACUUUAUAUUCACACAGCUUCUAAGGACAUACAUAAGGUUUACAUACCACAUUUCAUUGCCCCUUGUCCAUCGGCUCAGUUCUUGUAGCCAGUUGCCCAUGGUGGAAUUACCUGCAGGGCUUGACAUUAACUUUUUCUGCCACUUGUCCUUCAGACAAGUAAGACAGAUUUUUUACUUGUCUGAGCGGUUAAGGAGAACUGGCCAAAACCUCCCUCUGUUAAGGUGAGUGCAAUGCAGAUACUUGCAAAGGCUAUAAGCACAGCGUUCAUCAAAGCACAGCUUAUCUGCCAAGAUCUGCCUGCAAUCUCGGCUCUGCCUUAUAUCAGUUUCUCAGAAUUCUGGUCAGAGUCUUGUAAGUAGGCACAGAUGUGAGCAAUUAGUUCAUGAUUUAGUAGUAUCUUCCCUUACAGGCUGUCCAGCUUCACCACACUAUCCCCAUCCUAGGUGGAAAAGACCGUCCCUGAGUUGUUUCAAAGCCAUGUGGUAACUUUGGACUACGCUGGUGGCUGCCAGACUUGCACUGGUCAUGCUCCCCGAGACCGUUGGGCCUUCCUCCCACUGAAAGAGAUGCUGCUUCCCGUUGCUGAAGAAUGCCGGAAGUACCCUCUCGUAGAAGCUGGAGGUCAGAUGACCACUCUUGUGUGCUAUAUAUGCAACAGCCCUGGAUGCAGAACAGCCUCUCUCCGGGAAAAUCCACAGCAGACUGGAACCCCGGCCGGUGAUAACCCAUGGCUUGACCUCCAGUCAGCGGGAAGGCCUGCGAGGUUGGGCAGGAAAUCUCUCUCUCUCUCCCACCCAGCCGGGUCGUACCGGAGUCUCUGCAAAUAAACAAGGAACAAAGGGUUUGAGUUGUUUGAAAUGCACCACAGUUUCAGGACCUCUCUCUGCCAGUUCUAUGCGGCACAGGACCUCUAAAACCUGGGUCUAGCACUUGGAAAGGGUGUUUGUAGCACCUCUGUAACUUAGGACAUAACCCCCGCUUCUUAGCCUUAUUUCGAACCCAAACCAAUUCACCCACAGAUUAAUAUAGGAAAUUGGCCCGAAAAUCAAAGUUAGCUUUCUGCUGACUGGAGGCACUAGCUUGGUGUCUUUUCACUGACCACUAAUGUAGACAAAGUGUCAUCCAGCCACAAUACAUAUUCACUGACAGAUGUCAUUUUUUCCCUGUGAUCUAUGUCAAGCAUCACAUCGACUAGAAGAACAAUUUCUUAACCAAACAGCACUUUGUAUGGGUUGAACCCGGUACAUGCAUGAACACUACUACGAUAGACCAUCAUGACAUACGGUAGAAGAACAUCCCAGUUCAACACACUGUCCCCCAUCCUGGAUGGAACAGACCGUCCCUGAGUCACUCCGAAGCCAUGUGGUCUCUUUGGACCACGCUAGUUGCUUCUGGUCUCGCACUGCUCGUGCUCACCGAGAAAGUUGGGCUCCCGUUGACCUCCCUCCCAUUGAAAGAGACGCUGCUGGCGCCUCCCAUUGCUGAACAAGACCGGAAGACCCCUCUCGUGGAUGCUGGAGGUCAGAUGAUCUCUCUCAUGUGCUAGAUGCGCGCGAGCAACCCAUCUGACUGGGGAUGAUAAGCAAAGGUUCGAGAUUUGUGGAAGAGAUGUUCUUGAACAGUACGACCGGACAUAAUAAUGUCAUCCAAAUCAACUAAAUGGGUGGUCUACUGUGAAUCUUCUAGGACUACAUCCAUCAACCUCUAGAAGGUACUUGGUGCAUUGCAUAAACCAAAACGUAAAACGUUAAAUUCAAACAAGCCCCGUCUGGUGGAAAACACAGUUUUUGAUCUGUCUUUGGGGUCCAACCCGACUGUCUCAAGGGUGGAGAACCAGCGAGCCUUGUUCAAACUGUGAAGAGCAUCGUCAAUUCUCCGGAGCAGGUAAGCAUCUUUCUCAGUGACAUCAUUGAGUCUCUUUUUUUUACCAGAACGACAGGGGCUGUCCAGGGGCUACAUGAGGGGCGGAUGAUGCCAUGCUUUAGCAUCUGCUAAAUGUGGUCUACGGAUUCCUGUUGCAGUUGGAGGGGGAUCCUGCGCGGGGCCAUUUAAUGGGUUUUGCGUUACCGGUAUCUAUCUGAUGCAUCGUAAGGUGAAUUUGCCCUAGAUCCGUGUCUCCUGUACUAAAAACAGAAGUGUGCCGAUGGAGCAGUUCACGAAUGGAAUGAAGUUCGGCGCGUUCAAAACCUCUCUUUUCCAAACCAAAUUGUGCCACAAUGGUGUUUACAGACCAGGAAGGGGUGAUGCCCUAUUCUCUCCGCUUUUCGAAUUCCACUAUUUCACUAUCUACCUCUUCCUCGGUGAAUAGAGUGGCAAUUUCCAUGCCCCGUUUAAGAAUCUGGUUCUCAUCAGUCAUAUUAAUUAUACAUACUGGCAUAACCCCCUGGUCAACUGUACACACGACGUGAGCCACCAGGACAUCACAAUGGUUGAGCAGAGAGGAAGAGGGUUCCAGCAUACCUUUGGUGUACUUGUUGGGAAGACCUUCAACUGCCCAACCGGGUUAAUUACUUCGCAGCGGGGUGAGACUACUGUAUCAUAGUGAACAGUAACACGUUUGGGUUGGUUAGCAUCAUACAACAGCAAGAGAGGUAGCUUAUUUCCCAUUAGUCGGUAUCAUCUUCCAUAUCAAUCACAUCACCAAAUGUAGCUAGAAUGUCAGUGCCAAGCAGAAUGUCUUAGGGCAGGAUAUCCACCAUAAGAAUUCAGUAACUACGACUAAAGACUCAAAUUGACAACUGGUCUGCCAACGGCCCAGGAUCUACAUUUCCCGCCCAUUCGCUACAGCUACUUAGCCCUGGUAACACAUCAACUCAGUGCCUCCAUUAGUUAUUUUUAGCUAUGGAAACAACUGAAGCUUGAGCACUGGUAUCAACUGGUAGACGAUAGUCCCACCCACUUAGUUUAGCAUUGAGGUACACCCCGGAAGUGUUCUUGUCACAUGGAGAGGCCAGUCUAGAAGGAGGAGGAAGGGGGGGGGCGAGCAUUUGGCCUGCCGUACACACCCCCUCUAGUUUCCCGGCAGGUAGGGGCAGUUUCUUCUCAUAUGACGAUUACAUCCACAUUCCUAGCAGAAUUCGCUUCGGCCUCUGUUCCCUCAGUCAUAAGCAAACCCACUUUGUUCCCUAGUAGCGGGCCUAGCAGACGAAGACUGACUCGCCAGUCCCCACUACAUAAAUAAUCAAUAAAAUUAUCACGUGUAAACAUAUCCAGAGUAGUGGCAUCUGCAGUUGGGUACUCUUUCUCCAUUAACCGACGUGGAGCAUUACCAAAUUCACGGGCUGUUUCGUUAUGCAGCCUCCUCCUAGCCAGGAAGUUAGCACAGUUCCCAUUGUGACUGUCACAAGGGUCUAAACAUUUCCCCAUAGCAUUUUUCAACUGUGUGUAGUCACUUCUAUGCUCAACGGAAAGACCGCUAUAAAUGUCUCGAGCCCGCCCCGAUAGUAACAAAGACAUAUAUUUUAACUUGAGCCCAAAUUCCAAUUGUUUACCUUGGCAGCCAUUUCCAACUGUCCAGCCGAAACAGACCAUUCCAGACCCAUACCGGUAAAUGUUUCUGGCAUGAAGACAGGGCGCACCGACUGCAUGUUGCGGGGAAUGGCUGACCAUUAUGUGGAACGGGGGCUGCCAUCUGAUCCUAAGUUUGGUGUGUCCUCAUGGUCUGACAUAUAUAUCCCACUGGUGCCACCAGUGUAAUUAAGCUUGCUAGACCACACGAUAGGUGGGGCAAGUACUGGAUUGAGCAGAGUAGUUUGAGCCACCAUCUUUGUUUGACCAGUAUGGUCCAGCGAGGAUUGGACACGAAAACUCAACACAGAUAUAGAAAACAAUGAUCGUUAUUAACAACACCAUUUCAUAAGACAGGGUGCCUGAAAUGCUAGGUGACCUACUACAUUCAUAGAACCCCCUACUUUGAACUACACAGUCUGGAAUCCCCUUUCUGUUCGCCCCACAUACCCCAUGUUAUAUUUUUUUAAAUAUUUAACCAGACUAGGCCAACGAAAGAGGACAUCUGACAUGAUAUUGAACGUUUAAAUGUAAUAUUUAUACUCAGCGAAAGCUGAGACUCCCCUCUCUUUAAAACAGUAACAGUAGUUGUUUUAAAGUUGUGUUUUAGCUGCGAUUACAUUUUGAAAUCUUGCUCAACUGUCAUGUGCUUUCACAUUCAGAAUGAGUCUCUCCCUUCACUCCGCGCACAAAGUAGGGAGAGAGUGAGAGCAUACAGCGAAAACAGGGACAGAACAUAGGACAUGACAAUAACACAUGCUGCUAACGGCUAAAUAUACUGAACAAAAAUUAACGAAACAUGCAACAAUUUCAAAGAUUUUACUGAGUUGCAGUUCAUAUAAGGACAUCAGUCAACUGAAAUAUAUUCAUUAAGCCCUAAUCUAUGGAUUUCACAUGACUGGGAAUACAGAUAUGCAUAUGUUGGUCACAGAUACCUUAAAGGUAGUGGCAUGGAUCAGAAAACCUGUCACUAUGUGGUGCAACCAUCCUUUCCCUCAUGCAGCGCAACACAUCUCCUUCGCAUAGAGGUGAUCAGGCUGUUGAUUGUGGCCUGUGGAAUAUUGUCCCAGUCCUCUUCAAUGGCUGUGCGAAGUUGCUGGAUAUUGGCGCGAACUGGAACACGCUGUCAUACACGUUGAUCCAGAGCAUCCCAAACAUGCUCAGUGGGUGACAUGUCUGAGUAUGAAGGUCAUGGAAGAACAGGGACAUUUUCAGCUUCAAGGAAUUGUGUACAGAUCCUUGCGACAAGUGGCCGUGCAUUAUGAUGCUGAAACAUGAAGGCGGCGUAUGAAUGGUAUUACAAUGGGCCUCAGGAUCUCGUCAUAGUAUCUCUGUGCAUUCAAAUUGCCAUCGACAAAAAUGCAAUUGUGUUUGUUGUCCGUAGCUUAUGCCUUCCCAUACCAUAACCCCAGCACCACCAUGGGCACUCUGUUCACAACGCUGACAUCAGCAGACCGCUCGCCCACACAAUGCAAUACAUGUGGUCUGUAUUGUUAAAGGCCGGUUGGACGUACAGAGAAAUUAACAUUCAACUCUCUGUUAACAGCUUGGGUGGACAGACCAUCCUGCAGGCAGCCUGCCAACUGCACACUCCUUCAAAACUUUAGACAUCUGUGGCAUUGUGUUGUGUGACAAAACUGCCCAUUUUAGAGUGACCUUUUAUUUUCCCAGCACAAGGUGCACCUCUGUAAUGAUCAUACUGUUUAAUCAACUUCUUGAUACACCACACAUGUCAGGUGUAUGGAUUAUAAUGUCAAAGAAGAAAUGCUCACUAACAGGGAUUUAAACCAAUUUGUGGACAGAAAUUGAGAGAAAUAAGCUUUUUGUGUGUAUUGAAAGUUCAUAGGAUUUUUUUAUUUCAGCUCAAGAAGCAUGGGACCAACACUUUACAAUCUGCCUUUAUGUUUUUGUUCAGUGUAGUUAAACACCGACGUAAGUAGCCAGACUAGGCUACAUGAUAUGUUUUGAAUUGGCUAUCUAUUAUUAUUUAUUCUAUAGGCUAGCCUACCUGCUGCUGCAAUGUCUCUCUCUCCUUGGGCAACAGCCCCCUCGACCUUUACUGACCAAACAAACCCUGUUAGAUGACCAACAAUCUGCUAUAACUGGGCAAAUAACUGACUAACUAGCAAGGAAUAGCAACAAAUGUGCACAGGUGUCUAAACAAGUCUCUAGUUUUAAAUUCAAACCUGCUGGCUCCUGAAGCCCCCAUGAGAUCCCAAAUCUAGAAGCAGUUUAGCUAACGCAUUAGCUAGCAAGCAAAAUGCUAAUUCUGUUUUACAAGAAAACGUCUGAGAUUACGCAAACACUGUAGCUAGCUAGCUAGGCCUCCUCAGCACCAAUGUUAUUUAACUGUCAUUGAAGUUGGUGGUCACUACUGGUUUCAGAUGACGAGUAAAACUCUCCGCCAUGUUUGGUGUUUUGGUAAGGGCUCAGAGUGACGUCACGCACCAAAGGAGCCUCAAAACCAAUCACGACGGAUAAGGAACAGGGAAUUGUUAAUUGUUUCCUUGUUUAUUUAUUUAUUUAUUUUUUUUACCUUCUUUUCUCCCUAAUUUCGUGGUAUCCAAUUGCUAGUAAUUACUAUCUUGUCUCAUCGCUCCAACUCCCGUACGGGCUCGGGAGAGACGAAGGUCGAAAGCCAUGCGUCCUCUGAAACACAACCCAACCAAGCUUCUUAACACAGCGCACCUCCAACCCGGAAGCCAGCCGCACCAAGGUGUCGGAGGAAACACCGUGCACCUGGCCACCUUGGUUAGCGCACACUGCGCCCGGCCCGCCACAGGAGUCGCUGAUACGCGAUGAGACAAGGAUAUCCCUACCGGCCAAACCCUCACGAUGCUAGGCCAAUUGUGCGUCGCCCCAUGGACCUCCAGGCCAGAGCCUGGGCGCGAACUCAGAGUCUCUGGUGGCACGGCUAGCGCUGUGAUGCAGUGCCCUUAACCACUGCACCACCCGGGAGGCCUCUUGUUUUUUUAAUCAAAUGAAUACAUUUUUUGAUGCUCCUGGACACAUAAUUAGUGAUGUAACCUGGAGUCAUAGGGUGUUUCGGGUCAACAUCACACACCCUCGUGCAGGCGACCCAACCAGGUUUGAUCAGAUCCUGACUUGUCUCUAGGUAGCAUUGCGCUGCUCCCGAUGGGUCUCCUCUCUUGAUCCAGAGACAUUGUGCUGCUGAUGGCUCUUCUCCUCUUCACUCCCUUGAUGCCAAGUGCGCUGCAGGCUCUGUAGAGGGAUUGCCCAGCAAAACCCUUGGAGCCUACCUCGAUAGGCAUGCACCUAGCCUUCCAACCCUGCUUUUGACAGUCAAAGACUUGUCCCUCAUACUUUGCCCUCUUCCUCCCAUACGCCUCCUGAAGACGAUCUUCCCAAGGGACUGACAGCUCAAAAAUAAUUAUGGUCUUUGUGGACUUUGAGACUAGGGUUAUGUCUGGUCUCAUGGUUGUCUUGACAAUGUGCUACAGGAACUUAACAUGGCUCAUCACAGUCAUGUCUUUGAUGACCGUAAAACGUUUGACGCUGAUCGGCCAUUGUGAAGUGGAUUUACAAAGGAUUUAAAUGGACACGUACAAUCUGAUUUCAAGAUUUAUCAAUAACCCUAAAUUUAACAAUGUUCCAUGGGCCUACACACUGAAUUUGGUUUUAUUUGGACCUAUGGUUCAUGAGAAUACCUUUUUCAAAGAUUUUCCAAAUGUCCAGGAUGGAGGAAAAUCUACCCUAAUAGACCUUAUGAUUCCUUGAGGAAAAUGUGUGCAGCAUGAGGAAAAACACCUACAUACAAAGUUUCCUGUCUCUAGGUGAAACGGGGCAGCAGAUAUGAAGGUUUAAGUUAUACUGCUUUUAACAGCGCCACCUAUAGGCCAAUCAGUGGCAUUCUUUCUUACCAAGUUACUCUAGUUUCUGUGUGCAAAAUUAGAAAAAAGUUAUCAAUCUAUGCUUGAGUUAUUUGACCAUGUCAAGGGGUAAAAAUUUUAAGAAUAACAAAAGGUUUCACAGCUUCGCUCUGGAUCACUAAUAAAGGAUGAGAAAGCACUGUGACAGCAAUGAUGAGAUCCUGAGCGCGUUACAGACCCCUCUUCGGAUGCCAGAGCAAAGAAACCAAUAUCCCUGUACAAGCACUGUAGAAAAUAACAAGAGUUAUGUAAAGGUAGUCAUAUGAAUUAAAAGAACAAAAAGAAUCCACCUUUUAAUAAAAGAGUACUAUACGAUUGAAAAGAAACUGUAAAAAAUAUGGUAUAGAGAUGCGAUUGUACGAUUUUAGAGGUAAAUAUUUGUAGCUUUAUUUUGAAGAAUAUAAUUCUGUCUUUUGGGAUAUGGAAGGGAUCAUGUAAAAUAACAGAGAAGAGAGGAUGGUUGAAGUCAAUGUAUUCUGCCUGCUUUAAGUUUUACAGCAGAGAACAUCUUCACCAGAUUAAAAAGAUGCAUGUGAAGGAUAAAAAAAAUACAUUUAAGUUACGGGAAAGGAAUAAAGUUCAGAGCUCUGGCUGUAAAAUGAAAAUAUGAACAUUUGCAUGUUUCAAUUUUUUAUUGUAACCAAUAACCUUUAAUGCUUACCCCGAUCCCAAACCCCUUCGUUUGAGGACGCUGCUACUAUCUAAAUAAACACAAAUCAAUAUUUUC
Molecule: messenger RNA, 9481 nt
Organism: Salvelinus fontinalis (brook trout)
Lineage: Eukaryota; Metazoa; Chordata; Actinopteri; Salmoniformes; Salmonidae
Product: voltage-dependent calcium channel subunit alpha-2/delta-3-like
Cellular component (GO): voltage-gated calcium channel complex
Molecular function (GO): voltage-gated calcium channel activity
Source: RefSeq, a predicted model, not a curated record